Danaus plexippus (monarch butterfly) is the source of this 1352-nucleotide messenger RNA. RefSeq names its product serine protease snake-like. NCBI's taxonomy places the organism in Eukaryota, Metazoa, Arthropoda, Insecta, Lepidoptera, Nymphalidae. The record is from RefSeq and is a predicted model, not a curated record. The transcript is spliced from 10 exons. Gene Ontology annotation, biological process: proteolysis. The coding region runs from base 93 to 1331 and encodes 412 amino acids. Gene Ontology annotation, molecular function: serine-type endopeptidase activity.
GAGAGAGUAUGUUGUUGGAGUUCAUUCACAAUUCAGUUGUCGCGGAGAAGCCGUGCGGUGUGUUUGUGUGGAAUGACAUUCAUGUGUAAAUAAUGUCGACAUAUUUUUGUAUCAUAAUAUUAUAUAUAUUCGUGCUACAAACAAACGGACAGUACGACGGCGACGUAUGUGAUCACAAUGGCGUCGAGGGCGUCUGUAGGAACAUAAGGAAGUGUCCGUCAGCUAUAAAUGAAAUAAGAAAUAAACGUCCUCCUGUCCUCUGCUCGUUUUCUAACACGGACCCCAUCGUGUGCUGUGUGGAGAACACACCGACGACACAGAGACCACAAAUUCUGACAACAAAGAGGUUCACGACUACAACAGAAUAUAUACCACCAGAGGAAGAUUACGUUUUAGCGGAUACGAAUUCUAAAGGAACCGAUCAGUGCGAGCCGAUUUUGGCUAAUCAGACGGCGCCGAAAACAGGACAAAAAGCCUGGGACAAAUGUAUUGAAUAUCAACAAAAGCUGAUAUUCCCCUGCGAGAGAGGCGUGACCUUAACGGGAGCCAUGAGCCGGGGUAACAAGUGCCAUCACGACGCCAACCAGCUCAUCGUUGGUGGAGUGGAAGCCACUGAGAACGAAUUCCCACACAUGGCGCUGCUCGGCUACGGGAAAAACAUUAAUAGUAUCCAAUGGCUCUGCGGAGGUUCACUGAUAAGCGAGAGAUUCGUUUUGACAGCGGGACAUUGCACUUCAAGCAGAGACGCAGGUAUAGUGAAGUACAUCCGUCUCGGUGCCCUCCGUCGCACCGACCCCCUGGGGCCGGACCAGCUGUUCACUGUCAGUGACGUCAUCAAGCACCGGGACUUCCAUCCGCCAAACAGAUACAACGACAUCGCGCUAUUGAAGAUGGACAGAGAUGCUAUUCUGACGGAGUUCUUAGUGCCGGCUUGUUUGGACGUGAGAGCUCCAGGGGACUAUAGCCGAGUGCUGGCUUCAGGCUGGGGAGCCACGAAGAACCGGGGGGCGAACGCUGAUCAUUUACAAAAGGUCAUACUCCAGGAGUUCACAACCGAAGAGUGCUCCCAAAUGUUCACAGCCAGUCGUCUCAUGAAGCAGGGCUUUAACGGGAACACACAGAUCUGUUACGGGGAUAAAGAAAUGUCCAAGGACACUUGUCAGGGCGAUAGCGGUGGUCCUAUCCAAAUUAAGAGUAAGUUGCUUCAUUGUAUGUACACCGUGGUGGGUGUGACGUCAUUCGGUCGUGUCUGCGGCUACGUCGGUGAACCUGGGAUGUACACCAAGGUCGCAGCAUUCGUACCCUGGAUAGAGAGCGUCGUGUGGCCUUAAUAUACUAUAUAAAUAUACAUA